AUGGAUUCUAACCAAGGUGACUCGAGCAAUUCCCGUCCGCGGUCUUCGACACGUUCCCGUCGACGCGCCGUGGAGGCCUGCAGCUUCUGUCGCAAGAGAAAGAUCAAGUGCAACAACGAGCGGCCAGUAUGCGUCAAUUGCAAGACGUACGACCGGGAUUGUGUCUACGAGCCCGUUGAUGACGUCGCCAAGGAAGCCGGUCGGGAGCGACACCAUCGCUUCAAGCGUCGCAAGAACCCAGGCGAUAAUGCGAGAGACGAGAGUCGCAGACAAGCAAGCCCAACCCUGUCUCAGCAAGGCGAUACGCCCAGUUCGCCUGGGACGGAGGGCUAUGUCCCAAAUAGUCGUGAUGACGAUGUAGAUAGAGACCAGUCUUGGGGUUCUGCUGCGCCCAGUCGUGUUUCCGAGGCCAGCGUUGCUCGCAUCCUAGUCUCAGCCAACGGCGUAUCAAGCUACCAUGGCCGCACGAGUGCUUUGUUUGAGGAUAAUAUCCAAGACCGACCUGUGGGAGCAGAUCAUCAUCCUCGAAUGUCGGAUGAGUGGGUUGAGCGAGGGUUAGUUGCAGAAGCCGCGAGACAGCGCCAGAUGGAACAACUCAACUUCCGCCAAGGCAAACUCGACUUUGACGGAGUAGAUCCCGACCUAGGCAUGCACCUGCUCUCACUGCACUGGAACCGCCAGCACCAUUCGUUCCUCAUCACCUACCGACCGGCCUUCAUGCGCGACAUGGCCUGCAACGGGCCCUACUUCUCAAAGCUCCUCCUCAACGCCAUAUACUUCGGCUCUUCCAAGUUCAGUCCCCGGCUCGAGGUGCGCAAGGAUCCCAACGAUGUCCGCACCGCGGGGUGGAAGUAUCGCGAGCGCGUUCGCGAGUUGCUGGGCGGCUCGCUUGAUCGCAGCGAUGUGACGACGAUACAGGCGUUGCUGCAGAUGACAAACUCUCUGUUUGCUCUUGGAGAUGAAAGAAGCGCUGCUUGGUUGUACUCUGGGCUGGCAUUUCGUAUGCUGGUCGAUUUGGGGAUGCACGUUGAUGUGACGAACAAAUACCCCUUCUCGGACGAAGACCUCGAAAUUCGGCGGCGAGUCUUUUGGGGCGCAUUCGUGGUAGAUAAGAUUCAGAGCCUCUACCAAGGCCGCCCGGUCAGCUUGAAAGAUACCGACGCCCUCGUGCCCAUCAAGUUUCUCGACACAUACGAGGAGCUUGAACACUGGCAGCCUUUCGCGUACUCAACGUCAGCUCCCGACUACCCGGGAUCUCCGGCGCACAGCACGUCGACGUUCACUUUUCUUUGCAAGCUUUCGAUUACCAUGAGCGAUAUACUCAGUUGCAUCUACACAGAACGGAGUUUCGACCAGAGCCCUGCGGAGCUGGCCAGUAUGUUGGAUAAGCUGCAAUUGAAGUUGAACAAAUGGCAUGAUUCGCUGCCCGGUCAUCUGCAAUUUGACCCAUCCAAGUCUCAGAGUGCUGCAUUUCCUCCGCCGCAUAUCUUCAGUUUACAUGCUAUGCAUCAUGUGCUAGUCAUCUUGCUGCAUCGUCCAUUCGUGGCCGAUGGCCAUUUAUACAAUACCUCUCGGUCCAUCUCAGUCGACUCUCUCAUGAAGUGUGCUUCGGCCGCAUCCAGCAUCAGCAGCCUUCUCCGUGCCUACCACAGAGCCUUCUCAACCCGUCGUGCGCCGUAUCUAAUUUCGUAUGCCACAUACGUUGCAGCGACGAUUCACUGCAGGAUUGCAGGCAAACGCGGCCCAGAUUCCAUGGCUCACGCCAACCUGGUUACUUGCCUGGCGGUUUUCCAAGAGAACAAGGAAACCAACUCUGCCGUACAGAAGGCAGCUAUGAUUAUACAGAGAUUGAUGAAGAAGCACGGAGUUACCGUGGAUGAAGUCUCUAGCGACGCACUGGACAUGAACCAGCCGAGUAAGCCGCGAGACCAAGAUCAUGAACCUGGUCGAUUGGCAGGGAGGACCAUCCCUCGCCGAUCCACCUCAAACAUCGAGCAAACAAACAGCGCCAACCUCAUUACAAAUACCCAUAAUGUGGCGACAGCUGGAAACAUAGGAACCGGGUAUUCGCCUGGCUCAGACUGGAUGGAUAUUGACGGGAUCAUCCAGAGUUUCUUGCAAGAGAGCGACGCCAACGGAACCAGACUUCUGGCAGAUGACACGGAGGAAGCCCCGAACCAAAUCCGGACACUGCGCAUGCCCCAACAAGGAAACAUACAGCCUAUUGUAAGAGGAGGCUUCCCUAUAGUAAACCAGACCCCAGACUACGGGGUGAUGCCGGGCGGUGUACAUCCUCCUGAGGCUUACAACAACGCCUACGAGUGGCAACAAGGAUGGUGGCCUCCGAAUGCCGAGGCGACAUCACUUGAAGAUCCACUAUUUGGCUUUAACGGUUCGUCUUUGGACAGUUUCUCGUUUCUGGGGGGUUGA
Messenger RNA from Ilyonectria robusta, 2430 nucleotides. RefSeq names its product fungal-specific transcription factor domain-containing protein. Lineage: Eukaryota; Fungi; Ascomycota; Sordariomycetes; Hypocreales; Nectriaceae. The coding region runs from base 1 to 2430 and encodes 809 amino acids. Gene Ontology annotation, biological process: DNA-templated transcription; regulation of DNA-templated transcription. Gene Ontology annotation, molecular function: zinc ion binding; DNA binding; DNA-binding transcription factor activity, RNA polymerase II-specific. The transcript is spliced from 5 exons. The record is from RefSeq and is a predicted model, not a curated record.